AAAACCUUCACCCCCAACAUAAUUAGCAGGAAGAUCAAGGAAGAGCCUAGAGAAGAUGUUUCCAUCAAGAAGGAGAAGAAGGAACGGGAUCGAGACCGCCAACGCGAUGGGCACGGCCGGGGUCGUGGCCGGCCCGAGGUGAUCCAGUCCCACUCCAUCUUCGAGCAGGGCCCUGCUGAAAUGAUGAAGAAAAAAGGUUCCUGGGACAAGACAGUGGAUAUGUCAGACUUUGGUCCUUCCCACAUCAUCAACAUCAAGAAGGAGAAGAGGGAGACAGAUGAGGAGACAAAGCAGAUCCUGAGGAUGCUACAGAAGGAUGAUUUCCUGGAUGACCCAGGGCUGAAGAAUGACAUCCGUAACAAGCCAGUGCAGCUGCCCCUGGCCCACUCGGGUUGGCUCUUCAAGGAGGAGGUGACAGAGCAGGAGGACACCCAGCCCUGGCUGCCUGGCCCCAAGGAGGAGAAGAUGGAGCUGGACCCACCAGCAGUGAAAG
This is a messenger RNA of Antrostomus carolinensis (chuck-will's-widow), 493 nucleotides long. It is a transcript of the gene POLR3D, whose product is annotated as RNA polymerase III subunit D. The annotation marks the transcript as partial. The transcript is spliced from 4 exons. Gene Ontology annotation, biological process: tRNA transcription by RNA polymerase III. The record is from RefSeq and is a predicted model, not a curated record. Lineage: Eukaryota; Metazoa; Chordata; Aves; Caprimulgiformes; Caprimulgidae. Gene Ontology annotation, cellular component: RNA polymerase III complex. Gene Ontology annotation, molecular function: DNA binding.